AUGAAUAAAUUAGUAGCAGAAUCUAUUUCUAUUCAUUUGAUAGAUUUAAAUUCAUUAAACAAUAAUAAAGUAAAACAUGUAGUGGUUACUUUUAUUUUAUUAAAUAAUUUAGCAAAUAUUUAUUAUUUGAAUCAACAUUUUACUUUAUUACUUUAUUUGAGUACUAAAAAGUAUUAUACUUUAUAA
Molecule: messenger RNA, 186 nt
Organism: Racocetra fulgida
Lineage: Eukaryota; Fungi; Glomeromycota; Glomeromycetes; Diversisporales; Gigasporaceae
Source: the annotation of a GenBank genome assembly